CUCAGGACGAGGUGAGGAAGACGAAGUUCGCUAGAUCCAGAAUCAUACGAUGAGGUCGAACCACACGCAACUUUUUAGAACCUUCUAGUUCCGCAGUGGCAGUUUCAAAUACAGAGUAAGUAGUAGUGCCUGGUGACUGAGUUUCUUCUUUGCUCCAUCGUAAAGAUUCCAUCGCUUUCAUUCUUGUCUCAAAGUCAGUACGACCACACCAAAAAUGGUAUUCAAACUUCGCGUUCGGGUGGUCUUACAGCCACAUGUCCGGGUUUGCGAUUCAGUUGGUAUUGACCGCGCCGACAUGAAUUCAUCCUCCGUUGUGGAAUAUUACCUCUUGGCAGAUGGGCCAGAUAAUUGUGGCACCACACAAAAUGAUAUUGUGGUUGCGAUCCCCCUAGAGAGGAUACGACGCAACUGCCACGGAGCGUCCUCCAAGCUGGUGAGGCCAGCACAAAGAGAAGACGACGACCUUCCGCGCGACGACACCUUGGGGGGUGUGUUGGAUUGGUUGUCUGUGCAGUGCGUGCCACCAACUACAUCAGACUGGCCCAUUGUGGAAGAGACCUUCCGACGAUCGCUGCUCACCGUUGACGGCUACGAGUACACGCAACUCGACACGCCCAUCACCGACCUUCUCGAGUGCAACGAGGAGGUGGUUCUGAAAAUAGAUUGGGUCGCAGAAAGAAAAUUUCGUGACGAUGAAAUGGAACAGAGUAUUAAAAGUCUCGAUUAUAUUCCUGUCGUCACGGAAAGAGGCGAGAACUACGACAAACCCCAGCCAUUGGUGGACGCUAGUAUGCGUCACAGCGUCGCAUCUUCGUCGUUCGCACAGCCAGGGGGAGCAGGUCGUGGCCACUUUCAUCAACAGCGCGCGGGGGCGGCCACGAGUAGCAGAGGCGGGUUUAUUGGAGGCACUGGAAUUGGAUCUUCUGUCACGUUCAACAAGCGUUCGCAUUUGGUGCGCGAUCAUAACGUUAUUAACGCCACCAUUUUUUCUGCUCCUGCGGGACGAGGUUGUACCAGAACCAGUGGUGUGACUGCGCAAGAAACUCGGAAUCAACUACAGCACGAACAGCGACAAGCCGCGCAGCAAGCAGCCGCAGUGGUUUUACCGGCGCGAAAAGACACUGGGCGGGACGAGGAAGGCCAGGGCGUCGAUGAGCAAGUAGAGAGUCCAAGUUGCAAGAAGCAGAAGAUUGAAGCUACUGGGCGCGGCGGUGGCGCUGCGAAGGAUCUUCCAGAAACAAGCAAGAAUGAGCAAAAUGAGCUUGUUCCACUUGGGCUACGAGGACCUGCAGCGUCGUCGUCUGCUGCAGCAGCUGCGUCUUCGGUAGGAGCAGAAAAAACUACUUCUGAGCAACAGCAAGGAGAACGAGCCUCGAUUCCUAAAAACUCGACCACGGAGCAGCCAAUGAUUGGCACAACGACAACCGUCGAUGAGGGAAUUGUGGAUGAGAAGAGCACCAGCUCCGAAGACGAUCCGGAUAGUAGUUCGUGUGAGGAGGAUCAGGACGAAGACAAGAAACCAGCAGCGACAUCAGCAAACACAAAGAACGCAGCGCCAGCGUCUGUUGCUGCUCCAGCGGGAGGUGGUCCUGCAAACACGACAAAAUCGUCUGAAGAGGAAAGCAGCUCUGAAGAAGAAUCGGAGUCGGACGAGGAGGAAGAGGAAAAGCAGACCACUGCUGUUGCUCAAAACGCCGGCAGCAAGGCCAAUGCCGCCUCAUCUGGAGUUGAACCGGUACCACCGGAAGCGCAGCAACAGAGUGCAGCGGCCGGCGCCCAGCCGUCUUCCAAAGUCACGACUAUGGAAGUUGAUGAUGAUAGUUCAUCUGGGGAUGACGACGAAUCCGAUGGGGCUUCAAGCAGCUCCGGGGAGGAAGAAUCCUCUUCAGAAGAGGUGCAGAAAAACAGCUCAAAUCAGCAAACCUCAAACCAUCAAAACCUCGUCCGGAAAACAAAUAGGAAUGAUCAAAAAGAGAAAGCCACCGCGACCGUCGAGAUCAUGAACAAUAAAGCUACGAAGAAGACUGCGACCUCCUCCACCGAAGUCAUCCCUAAAACGUCCGACCCGCGGUGGAAAGUGAUGAACCCGAUGGACUUUGAGACGCAGCCGGAAAAGGGGGAUUAUCUCCAGUAUCGUGCGUUUGAGCUGAUGCGGAACGGGAAGGCCCGGAUCUCCGCGUUUAAAAUCGCAAAGGUGCAAAAACGGGUCGAGACAGAGACGGAGGACGAUUGGAAAUGCGAAUUGUACCUGGUGAAUUUGUUUUCGGAGGAUGGCAGUGUGGAACUGGAGACGGUGGACGUGCUGGAGCCCCAUGAAAUCAUGCAGCCCUACUUGAUUUCCAUGCAAAUGAACCAGAGAAAGGAUUUCGAAGAUGCUGAUCAUGAGGAUGAUGCCGUUGGGACGAAAAGCACAUUAUCAAAUCAGCCACUGGUCGGUCCUGUCCCAGCUCCAGACGGAGAGCAAAGUGCGGCCAAACUACGCACAAAGCAAGUUUUUCACACCCAGAAGACUUUCAUCACACCGCUGCCACCACCCGAGGAAGAAGAAGCUCUUGAAGCUGAAGAGGUACAAGAACCAGAGAAAACCACCGCUGUUACGCCCGUGGUCGUCGAAAAAGACCAAGAGUGCAAAGAAGCUAAGUCUGCCGGAUCUACUGAGAAUUUCGUUGCUGAAAAGAAAGAGGAAACAACGCCUCAGCCUGCUCCAGCGCAACUUAAUACCGAGGUGAACAAGCCAGUUGCUUCCGCUGCCGGCGAAGGCGGAAGUGGCGAAAGUUGUAUUAACGGCAACGGAGUGGAUGCAAGCAAUGUUUAUUUGCAGUCGACGACAAAUCCUCCUGGUCAACAGAUGUCGUUCGACCAUGCCCUGCUCAAUCAGUUCCUGCAGAACUCCAAGUUGGACCCGGCCGCGGAGAAAUCGUUGGCAGCGGCACUCGGGCUUUCCAGUCUACAGCUCAGUACGGCACGAGCGACACAGACAUCUUCUGCCUCGACGGCUGUUGCGCAGGAGUGUGUAGCUCCGAACAAGAAUGCAGGUAUCUUUUACAUGUUGAGCAGUGAAAUAGUUUUUCUUUCGCUAGACUUUAUUUCUAAAUCAAGGGCGUUGUGCCGAGCCCAGCUCGAAAUGAUCAUCAAAGCACUUCAAUCCAAUACGACUGUGCAGCCCUUUUCUUCUUCCAAGGUUAUAGUCCUUAGCACGUCUGUUUGACAAAAAUCCUUCACGACCACGAUAUAAUUCAGGUGCACAGCAAACACAAGCGACCGAGUUACCGACAGCUGCGGCUUCUCCAACAAGCGAGCUGGCUCCCACAUGCCAGAGCCCUGAACAAGCUGUGGUAGUUCAUUCGGAAACCACGCCAACGGCAGUGGUUCCUGUUGACGCCCCGCAAGAACAGCCCCAGAUCGCGGCACCUCCCGAGGAGGCAACUUCUACGUCCUCCGCUGCAAAAAAUCCUGACGUCACCAGCGAGCCCACGUCCAAGUCCUUCAAAAAUUGGAGCAAAGAGCAGAUCGACCGUGAGCUCACAAGUACCUACUUCCCGGCCUAUAAAAUGUCCCAAAACAGCGACAACGAGGAGAUAAUCCAGCACGAGAUUCUCGGGGAGAUCAUUCGGUUUCCGGCGACCCUCGAUGUGGAUUUAACCGUGAAGAAGAAAUUGCUCCAACUGAAAUCCAUCAUCCAAAACCAGUUUGACCACUACUUUUCGGACCGAAGUUGGCGGAACGAAACGUUUCUCCCGAAGCACGCGAUGCCCAGCGGGUGGAUUCCGAUCAAAAUCCCGAUGGGGUUCACGCGGAUCAUCGAGAUUCUGAAGGGCUACAACAGCGGGAACGUUGAGGGAAUGGAGAUGUUUGUUUGUCUCUCCUGCCAGGAAAGCGAAGUGAUCGAGGUGGACGCGGAGACGCACUGCGUCCGCCGGAAGUUUCCCUUGCCGACAGGAAACGGCUCGUGGAACAACGGAAACAAGGGCCGCGGUGGGAAAGGUGGACGGGGGAACAACAAUAACCGUCGGGAGAACAACGAGAACAAGGGCAGCAGAAGAGAAAAACGAAAUCGAGGCGGAAAUGGCAGCAACGCUGCUGGGCCGGCUCAGUCGGGCACGGCUGGGGCGUGAGAUCAAGAAUGCCAAUGCCUUGCACGAACGAAGAUGAGUGGCAAAGCAAAAUUAUACCAAGAGUAGCUACUACUAAAGUGUUGACAGCAAAUUUGUUUCUACCAACAGUAACUGAGAGUCGCUGGUUUAACAAAAACUCAAAACCAUGAUCCACCUGUACUGCACGAU
Messenger RNA from Amoebophrya sp. A120, 4283 nucleotides. The record is from the annotation of a GenBank genome assembly. NCBI's taxonomy places the organism in Eukaryota, Dinophyceae, Syndiniales, Amoebophryaceae.